Molecule: messenger RNA, 1899 nt
Organism: Cladophialophora psammophila CBS 110553
Lineage: Eukaryota; Fungi; Ascomycota; Eurotiomycetes; Chaetothyriales; Herpotrichiellaceae
Exons: 1
Coding region: 1-1899 (632 amino acids)
Source: RefSeq, a predicted model, not a curated record
AUGCGCCUGAUAAAUGUCCGCACGAUUCAAUUGGAGGAAGUCCAGAGCAGCAGGGCUCCCAAAUAUGCCAUCCUGUCGCAUCGAUGGGAAAAGGAAGAAGUCACUUUUCAGGACAUGAGUUCCCCCAAGACCUUUGGCAAGAAAGGCUUCUCCAAGAUUCAAUCGGCUUGCUGGCUUGCCCGUAACAAGGGACUUGCCUACCUUUGGGUGGACACCUGUUGCAUCGACAAGACCAGCUCGGCGGAACUGACCGAAGCAAUCAACUCUAUGUAUCGAUGGUACCAGGACGCCGAAGUUUGCUUUGCCUAUCUCACAGAUAUUGAGAUCCACCAGCACGAUAUCAAGAACAGCGUGUGGUUCACGAGGGGCUGGACACUCCAAGAAUUGAUCGCUCCAAAGCACGUCAGCUUCUAUGAUCGACAUUGGGUCUUCUUAGGGACCAAAGACAACCUGGCAGAGGAUCUCUCGAAUAUUACCGGCAUUGAUAGAGAUGUCCUUAUCGGUCAGAGAAGACACUCGAGCUGUUCAAUAGCACAGCGGAUGUCAUGGGCAUCAAAACGGCAGACGGAACGCAUUGAGGAUCGAGCAUACAGUCUCUUGGGAAUCUUCGACGUUAGCAUGCCCAUGUUGUAUGGAGAAGGGGAAAGAUCAUUCACAAGACUACAAGAAGAGAUCAUCAGGCACUCCGACGACCAAUCCAUAUUUGCAUGGGAUCGCGGAUUGGAAGGCUAUUUCGGAGGCCGCAGCGGUCUUUUAGCAACCUCUCCUUCGAACUUUGUUACUUGUCAGAACGUUGUUGUCCCCGCCACCAGCGGUUUACCAGUCACCAGCGGCUUUGCGUUGACCAAUGUGGGAAUCUCGAUUUCCCUGAUGACCCUCCCGUGGACGAUGGAGACAUACCUCUGUAUCUUACAUUGCAGCCUCAAAAAUUGUCCUCAAUACAGGCUUGGCAUCUUUCUCGAACGACUCUCUUCGUCUCAAAAUACAGAGCAAUAUGCUCGGGUGCAGAUCGACGGUGCAACAGUGCUGCCCAUCUUGCUUCGUACAAUUUUGGACGACUCUCAUGGUCGAGUACGCACCGUCCAUGUCCGGCCCAAUAUCAUCGACGCACCACUCCGCCGCUGGCAUGGGUUCCGCCUCCAUAGCUUCACUCUACCGGAAUAUACCCCCGACGAACUCUGUCAGGCAAGAUUCCAUUGCCGCGACAAGUUGCAGUCAAUGACCCGGUACAGCGCCGAAGAAAUGCGGGCAGCAAAGCACUAUCACCCGAACGGGCUUCUAGGCUUGCCUCCCCGGCCCCUCUAUUUCCGUAUGCCGCGUGCUAGAGGAGGCGUCGUGAGCAUCAGAGGCACCGCGGCCGUCAUUUACAUCGCACCUUCGAAGAAAGACAAGAAUGGCGAACGUGUCUGCUGGAUGAAGUUCGGCUUCGACGAAGACUUCCGCCCGGUCUGUAUCUUUGGCAGACGGAAGUCUCUGUGGGGUGGUAAUGCAGCACACCUCGCUGUUGACGAGGACUCGUAUUACGACGCCGAAGAAGCCCCUGGAGCACAUGCCCUUCUUUUUCGCCACGACUGGAUUAACAGGUAUCCGUGUGUGAACGACCAGGAGAUCGCAGCGCAGUGGCAGAAGCGCGAUUUCUGCAUCUUGAAGGGCGUCAAGGACUGGGGCUUGGACAAGCAGAUCCCGUUCUUGCGACUGCGUAUUUCGAUUCGGCUGGAGAAUAUACCCUCGAACUACCCGCCUGACGGACGACCGGAGUCGGCACAACCGGGAAUGGAUGUGUGGACGAUCAAUAUCAAUUCCUGGAGAGACUCGGGCGAGAACGGAGGAAUGAAGACGGCCACGGGAACCGGGGAGUUCGUGCUGCGCUCGUUGGACGACAUGUUUGCCGCGGUCUAA